AUGAUGAACCAAGCAACCCCCGCACAAUCGCAGAUCCCUACGGUGGAGGCGCAAGCGGCCGGCGUGCAGAAAGGGAAGUCCAAGGUCAAAUUGACCACGGGCGAUGGAGCGAGGCGGGAGGGUGCGGAGGUAGAGAACGAAAAUGCCCGAGAUAGCGAUGGCUCCGGCGACCAAGAGGGGGAAGAAGAGGACGAGGAAGAGGAGGAAGAGGACGAGGACGAGGAAGAGGAUGAUGACGAUGAUGAUGUGGACAACGGCUCUCUGGCUCACUUGGUGUGGGACCACGUUCCCUAUGGUUUCCUGACUGUUUGCGCCAGCUUCACAACCUCCGAGAUUGUAACCGUCCACGUCGGCCCCAAGCGCAAACGCUUCCACCUCCAUCGCGACCUGAUCUGCCAGCGCUCUCCCUUCAUGGAAAAAUGCCUUCAAAAGAACCGCUUCGACGAGGGUUACAAGAAUGAACUCUACCUUCCGGAAGACGACCCAAAGGCCUUUAGCAUCGUGGUCGAGUGGAUAUAUCGAGGAAGACUGCCCGUCUUUGGGACUUUUGGGACGAGCGCAAUUGGUAGUGGAAGUGCAGCAGGCGCAAGGGGGACCACCGGGCUGGACAUGUGUGACAUGUCACAGGCCUAUUGCAUGGCGGAUAAGUUUGGCAUGGAGGAGCUGCAGAACGGCAUCAUGGAUUGUAUACGGACAAAUUAUAGACUGGGCAGUGGCAGUGGCAGUGGCAGUGGCAGUGGGAGUGGGAACGGCCAUAAUCACAGUCACAUCCAUCACAUUAUCGGUGGCGGGCACGGCAGCAACAGAGACGCCAGCAGACCGAGCCUCAUCUCAAGCCUAGCCGCAGCAGGAGCAGACAGAGACGCCCAACCCGGCUCCGACUCAACAGCGUCUGCAAACCUCCGCCCCAAUUAUUCAGCCCUCGCCCUCGUCCACCUCCACGGACCGCACAAAUCACCGCUGAAACGCUUCUUUAUCGAGCACCUCGUCCACCAUAUGAUGACGUUCCCGCGCUAUUACCAUGAUCACCUCAGGAAAAGCGUUGCGGACGACACCGACCGCGCGGAAUUCGAAGAACUCUUCAAGAUCCCGGAGUUGGCGAUGUUGAUCAUGCGCAAGGUAUGGCAAUGGCAAAUCGAAAAGUUUGGCGACCCGGCGAGGGACAAGGGCUGCGCCUACCACGUGCAUUCCACCACGCAGUGCGACUCUAAAUUGAAGGCAGCUUCUUCCAUGGCGGGGAAAGGCUCUGCUGGAAAUCGGCCGAUCGGAUCAGGGUUGGGGGGCAGCCCAAGUACGCAUCCGGCCGUGCUUUUGCAGAGCUUGGCCCGAAACCAACAGAGUCAGAGUAGUUGGAUGGGUUCCCCGUCGACAAGUUUGGGCGGGUGGCAUCCUGGCGUUGGGUGGUAG
Molecule: messenger RNA, 1407 nt
Organism: Cladophialophora psammophila CBS 110553
Lineage: Eukaryota; Fungi; Ascomycota; Eurotiomycetes; Chaetothyriales; Herpotrichiellaceae
Exons: 2
Coding region: 1-1407 (468 amino acids)
Molecular function (GO): protein binding
Source: RefSeq, a predicted model, not a curated record